Molecule: messenger RNA, 1560 nt
Organism: Mesorhabditis spiculigera
Lineage: Eukaryota; Metazoa; Nematoda; Chromadorea; Rhabditida; Rhabditidae
Source: the annotation of a GenBank genome assembly
AUGGCCGCCAAGAAGGAUCGCGCGACGGGCUCGACGCCCUGGUACUUCGAGGAGCAGCGACGUCGUCAGAUGUUGGCCGACAAGCAGCAGCAACAAGAGCAAAAGAAGGCCGCCGGCGGGGGAUGGCUGGGACGCCUGACCCGCAUGGUCACCGGAUCAUCCUCAAAACUCACGCCCUACCGUCAGACCGAAAGCACUUCCCGCUUGCCCCGCAUGGACGCCAUGAAUCCUGAGAAAAGUUUCUCGCAUGCCACCCCGCCGCAAGCUUCGACGCCUGAGCCCGACGUGGCCCCGUCGCCGCCAGCUUCGGUGAAGCGCAACCGGCUGUUGCGCAGUCUGAUCUACGAUCAGCCGGCUCCGAUCAGCGAGUCGCCCGAGCUCGAGGAGCAAGAAAACAGCGACAUGUUCGUGCUGGAGGGCAGAAGGGUCGUCCGUCGCAGCAUGCCGAUGCAGGUCGAAGAUACGCACAUGGUUGACCUGUCACCCAUGGCCGAGAGGACGCCGCGCCGUUCCAUCCGGCUCACCCAGCAGACGCUCGAACGGCUUGAGGAGGAGGUCCGCACCGAGUCGGCCAACGGCUUCUUGACCCCGGAGAAGGAGCGCGUCAACGCCCCGAUCGCCGUCCACGACGAUUUCACCAGCACGCCGACCAGAACUUCUGAUCGCAAGACGCCGAAGAGUGGCCUGCGCCCGGGCGGCACCAGCAGCAGCACGCUCAGCCGCAUCAGCGGCAUGAUCAAGCGCGGCAUUAGCUCUGUUGGCAAGGGCAAGCAAUCCCAACCGCACACGCCCGUCUCCAAGCUCAUCCGCCGCGACACGCUCGAGUCGACCAAGUCGGAGGGCUGGAAGCGCCGACGUUACAGUGAUGUCGGUGGCUACGCUGGCCUGCAGGGCCUCAUGUCCACGCCCACUUCUUCCACCCGCAUGCUCACUGACAAUGACAUAGAGCGUCUGCGUCACUUCCAAGACGUUGUCCAAAUUUCGCCCACCGAAGCCAAGUCUUUGGUGCGCCAAAGCAUGGACAACUUCCCGGAGCUGCCGUUCGACGCCAUCGUCGCCGACGCGCUGAUUGAUGGGAAGCCAAUCUCGGCCUUCUCCGAGUGGCUCUUCAAGCACUUUGACAUCAUGGGCGAGGUGCAGGACAUUGUCAAGAUGCCCAGCUUCUUCGGCAACACGGUCAAGCUGCGCGUGCCGCGCAAAGGAACUGGCGAGGAGAUUAUCAUCGCCAUCGGUGUGCUGCGCGAGCGUGGCAGCAACGCGGCCGCCGCGGCUCGCAUAGGCUACGACUCGGCCAUCACGCUGGCCUGCCAGGGCAGGGAGAAGACGAGAGUGCUGGUCGUGCCCGCGUUCUUCCCCUGCGACACCCAAUACAACGAGACGCUGGCCGACGCGAUGCUGAGGACCGUCUUCAGAAUUACCCACACUCAACCGGGUCUCUCCUCGGUCAUCAUCUGCGGCCAGAGCGUCGAAGAGCGAAUGUGCCUACAACGUCAAUUUGACAAGCUGAUCUACGACAAGUCGAAGCCGGUGGACCAGUCGAUGUACGAGCCGCCGAAUCAA